UGGAUAGAGACAUCAUGGUGGACCGUAGUGGUUGUUGGGGAAGAGUAUCAUUUUCUGAUCUCCUUCUGAAUAAACUGGCCAACAUAAACUGUGUACAUAAGAACUAGAAUCUGUAGAAUCCUACAGAUUCGGGUAUAUAGUAACUGAUCUAUUCACCAAACUAACUAAUAGCCAAAUUUUCAGCUGGAAAGAUUGCUAAAUAACAUGUGAGAAAUAGUCAACAAUACAUGUGAAAAUAACCAUCAUAUACGCUAACUAGAAACGUGUGAGAACAUGAAUCUAGGAAACAAAUUAAUAAAUAAAAACAUGAGAGGAAUUAUACGAGUUGCAAGUCAUUAAUCACAUAUUUUAAUUUUUAACUGUGUUUACUCUAUAGUCUGUGCUGCAUAUUUUUUAUUAAAUUCUGUCAUCAUCUUUUUAUGUGUCCACAUUCCACUGAAUUUUUCAACAAAGGAAAAGUCAAGCCAACAACUAAAUACACUAAAAAAUAGCUGGAGUAUAGUAUAUUAUUUGAGCCUCUUUUAAUGUGUUCUUUGUUAUAAACGAAACACUUUUUAAAUGUGUUGCCUUAUUAUUAGAGGCUCUACGUUGGUUGAAGGUUGAAACAUUCAAUUUUCAUGCUGCAAGCAUAAGUAAAUCAGAAAAAGAACAAGUGUGAAAUCGGUUUUUCUUUCAUUGUUUGAUAGAAAAUAAUAGUGAGUGACGCUUUCAUUAGUGGAAAAUUAGUUAGUCCUGAGAAAAUACUGCCACAGGUGACUAUUCAAAUAUUGCAACUUGUUUGAAAAUUACUACCAAGUUUGAAUCUUUCAACUAAAAGAUUUAGUGAGGUUAGUUACAUAUUUCUUCUUCUUAUAUGAAUUAUCAGAUUUCUCAAUUCUUCUGUUAUCAUUAGUUAGUUUUUCUAACAAGAAUCUUUGUUACAUGGGGACUGAAACCGGUUUUGUUCCGGAAAUGACAGAAAACAUAGCUAUGGAUUCAGCAGAGAAGAGACUCAAUGAGCUUGGUUACAAGCAAGAACUAAGAAGAGAAAUGACUAUGUUCAAAACUCUGGCAAUAUCAUUUUCAACAAUGACUCUUUUCACUGGAAUCACACCUUUGUAUGGUUCUAGCCUUCAAUAUGCCGGCCCGGCAAGUCUUGUAUGGGGAUGGGUGGUUGUUUGUUUUUUCACUUGGUUUGUUGGGAUUGCAAUGGCUGAGAUAUGUUCAUCCUUUCCGACAACUGGUUCGCUGUACUUUUGGGCUGCUCAUUUAGCUGGUCCAAAAUGGGGGCCAUUUUCUUCAUGGUGCUGUGCUUGGCUUGAGACCAUAGGUCUCAUUGCUGGGGUUGGGACUCAGGCAUAUGCAGGAGCACAAACGUUGCAAAGUAUAAUCCUAAUAUCAACAGGAACAAAUAAAGGUGGAGGGUACUUUGCCCCAAAAUGGCUUUUCUUAUGCAUUUACAUUGGCCUUACUAUUAUAUGGGCAGCAUUGAACACGUUUGCAUUGGAAGUCAUUGCCUUUAUCGAUAUAAUUUCAAUAUGGUGGCAGGUCAUUGGUGGAGCAGUGAUAGUGAUACUGUUACCUUUGGUGGCACUGACUACACAAUCUGCUUCAUAUGUAUUCACAAACUUUGAAUUAGCCCCGGCUACAACAGGAAUAUCAAGCAAACCAUAUGCAGUGAUUCUAUCAUUUCUUGUGAGCCAGUAUUCCCUCUAUGGAUAUGAUGCUGCAGCACAUCUAACUGAAGAAACUAAAGGUGCAGACAAGAAUGGACCCAAAGCAAUACUAGGAAGUAUUGGCAUCAUUUCAGUAUUUGGUUGGGCUUACAUCUUGGCACUUACAUUCAGCAUUCAGGAUUUCGCUUACCUUUAUGAUCCAAACAAUGAGACUGCUGGUGCAUUUGUGCCAGCACAAAUAUUAUAUGAUGCAUUCCAUGGAAGAUAUCACAAUUCUGCUGGAGCAAUUGUUCUACUGUUUAUCAUUUGGGGUUCAUUCUUCUUUGGUGGACUUUCAAUCACUACAAGUGCUGCUAGAGUGGUUUAUGCCCUAUCAAGAGAUAAUGGAGUUCCAUUUUCAUUCUUAUGGCGAAAACUGCAUCCAAAGCACAAGGUUCCUACAAAUGCAGUAUGGCUUUGUGCAGGAAUCUGCAUUCUUCUUGGUCUACCGAUUUUGAAGGUCAAUGUAGUCUUUACUGCAAUAACUUCCAUAGCAACAAUUGGAUGGGUUGGUGGUUAUGCAGUUCCAAUCUUCGCAAGAAUGGUGAUGCCUGAGAAGAACUUCAAGCCAGGACCAUUUUAUUUGGGCAAGGCGAGUAGACCGAUAUGUUUGGUAGCUUUUCUAUGGAUUUGUUACACAUGUUCUGUAUUCCUUUUGCCAACUCUUUAUCCAAUAACUUGGAAUACUUUCAAUUAUGCACCAGUUGCUCUUGGGGUAGGUUUAGGUUUAAUCAUGCUUUGGUGGGUAUUAGAUGCAAGAAAAUGGUUCACGGGACCAGUUAGGAAUAUUGAUGAUCAAAAUGGCAAGGUGUAAUUCUUGAUAAUUUGAAGAAUAAUAAUUGGUAGAAUAUUCUUUAUUCCAUACUUGUUGCUUUUGACUUGUUCA
Molecule: messenger RNA, 2580 nt
Organism: Trifolium pratense (red clover)
Lineage: Eukaryota; Viridiplantae; Streptophyta; Magnoliopsida; Fabales; Fabaceae
Product: amino-acid permease BAT1 homolog
Exons: 7
Coding region: 922-2508 (528 amino acids)
Biological process (GO): transmembrane transport; amino acid transport
Cellular component (GO): membrane
Molecular function (GO): transmembrane transporter activity
Source: RefSeq, a predicted model, not a curated record